CAAAUCAGUUGUCAAUCAGGACUUUUAUAUCUAUAUAAUAAUUUAUUCUAAAUAAUUUUUACGAGAUAUCGCCCGAGUUGUCAUUUCUGCGAAUCGAGUUUGCGAUACAUGAUAUAUUUUUACCGUCAUCAUUGGGCAAAUUGAAUCGAACCAUGGCCAUGGGAGAAAAUAACGCUACUGAAGACACUUUGUUGCUGGGUAAUUCUCGACGUGACAGCUCGUCCGCGGAGACAACGAGGGAAUAUCGGAGCCGAUGGUUGUCAAUACGAAUAAUGUACCUGACGAUGUUUGUCGCCAGUAUUGGAUUCUCACUCGUUGUAACUUCUAUAUGGCCAUACUUCAAGUCGGUAGAAAGGAAUGCUGAUACUACAUUUUUAGGGUGGUUAGUAGCCGCUUACAGUCUCGGACAGUUCGUCGCAUCUCCAAUAUUUGGACUGUGUAGCAAUUAUUUGCCAACCAAGGUGCCAUUGUCGAUAUCUCUUGUAGUCGGCAUAGCGGCUAAUAUACUCUAUGCCUUCGCUGGUUCGUUUGCAAGCAACAGUGGCACCAUUAUGUUGAUUGCUAGAAUUGGGGUUGGUGUAAGUGCAGGAAACAUUGCCGUAGUCAGAUCCUACUCAUCAGGAUCCACCACAUUGAAAGAAAGGACGCCCGCUAUGGCCAAUCUCAGUGCUGCUCAAGCUCUUGGAUUCAUUCUUGGUCCAGUGGUCCAGACGGCGUUCGCCCCCGUAGGUGAACGUGGAGUUGACUGGGAUGCCAUCAAAUUACGCGUAAACAUGUACACAAUACCAGCACUACUGAGUGCCGCACUGGGUUUAGUAAAUCUGGUAUUGGUGUUGGGUUUAUUCCGGCAUCACCAUGUACCCGACAUAGACCAAAGCAAAACGACGACCACUUCCACGACAGAGAACGACGAUUUAAAUGCCACCGUCAUCGUCCAAGGAUUUAUUGAUAAAACAGCAGUACUAUUUUGUAAUAUCAUAUUCUUUAUAAUUUUAUUUGUCUUUUCUCUCAAUGAAACAAUUGGUACACCCUUGUCGAUGGACAUGUACGCUUGGGAUUCACAGCAUGCAGUGUUUUACACUGGACUCAUUCUGGGCGUUGGCAGUGUUGUUGCCAUGGCGAUGUUUAUGUUACUCAAACCAUUAGCUAAAAGAUUCGAUGAGCGUAAAAUACUAUUCGGUGGUGUUCUCCUUAUGUUCAUUGGAUUCCUAUUAGACAUACCAUGGCCUUGGACAUCUGUGUAUCCUCCUAGGCCGUACACAACUUUGAACUCGACCAUAAACGACACCUUGCCAAUACUUCAUAACGCAACAUCGCCCACUCGCGGCUGUUUAUGGACAGUGACGUGGUGUGACAACACUCAUAUGAUAUACCUACCACAGUAUCUGACGUCAGCAUUUUUUUUAGCAUCCGGGUAUCCUGCAUCAACCGUUAUGAGUUUUACUAUUUACUCCAAAGUAUUAGGACCAUCUCCACAGGGAGUCUAUAUGGGAUUACUAACGUCAUCGGGAAGCUUGGCACGAACCCUGGGUCCAGUAACAGUUAGUCAGUUAUAUGCAAAAUAUGGACCAACGUGGACGUUCCUAAGUGUGACAGUUUUUCUUUUACUUACUUUAAUAGGUUUGGUCAUUGUUUAUCGGCGACUAAUACCAUUCGUAGAUCGUACACGACAAUUAGUCAAUGUUACUUCCGUCAAUUGA
This is a messenger RNA of Saccoglossus kowalevskii, 1700 nucleotides long. Its product is annotated as major facilitator superfamily domain-containing protein 8-like. Gene Ontology annotation, cellular component: lysosomal membrane. NCBI's taxonomy places the organism in Eukaryota, Metazoa, Hemichordata, Enteropneusta, Harrimaniidae. Gene Ontology annotation, molecular function: transmembrane transporter activity. The record is from RefSeq and is a predicted model, not a curated record. Gene Ontology annotation, biological process: transmembrane transport.